AUGCAGUCGGCCGAGCAGAUUGUCGAGGCGUUGCAGGUCUACGCCGUGAAGCACUUGCAGAGUUUGCUAGAUCUUUUUGCUCCGGUUCUGACAGAUGCCUUUGCGCUGGCCCAUGUCCCCGCCGUCAUCGCGGCGGCCAAGGCGCUCAACACCACGAUUCUCAACUGCUGGCCCCGUAUAGUCGGCACGCCACACGCCGAGCAAAUCACAAGCAUCGUCGCUCGAUGCUGGACAAACAUCUACGACACUGAUCAUGGCACUGGUGACCCUGAGAUGGAGGCCCUCACCCAGGAGCUGAAAAAGACAAUGGCGCUGCUGGCAUCGAUGUGGAAAGCGAGCGACGAGCCAAUGCCGACGGACAAGCUCGCACAAGUCGUGAAAAAGGCGCCCCAUCUCAAGCCGCUGUUUGCCCCAUUUCAGCUGGAAGCCCCCAUAGCAUGA
Messenger RNA from Akanthomyces muscarius, 441 nucleotides. RefSeq lists its product as uncharacterized. Bases 1 to 441 code for a protein of 146 amino acids. The record is from RefSeq and is a predicted model, not a curated record. Lineage: Eukaryota; Fungi; Ascomycota; Sordariomycetes; Hypocreales; Cordycipitaceae. The transcript has 2 exons.